Belonocnema kinseyi is the source of this 435-nucleotide messenger RNA. RefSeq names its product histone H3-like. Bases 25 to 435 code for a protein of 136 amino acids. Gene Ontology annotation, cellular component: nucleosome. The record is from RefSeq and is a predicted model, not a curated record. The transcript has a single exon. Gene Ontology annotation, molecular function: structural constituent of chromatin; protein heterodimerization activity; DNA binding. Lineage: Eukaryota; Metazoa; Arthropoda; Insecta; Hymenoptera; Cynipidae.
GAUGAAUCUAUCACCGAAUUUGGAAUGGCUCGUACCAAGCAAACUGCCCGUAAGUCCACUGGAGGAAAGGCGCCAAGGAAGCAGUUGGCUAUCAAGGCCGCAAGGAAGAGUGCUCCCGCCACCGGAGGAGUCAAGAAACCUCUUCGUUACAGGCCUGGAACUGUCGCUCUUCGUGAGAUAUGUCGUUACCAGAAAACCAACGAGCUUUUGAUCCUCAAGCUUCCCUUCCAACGACUCGUUCAUGAAGUCGCUCAAGACUACAAAAAGGACUUGCGUUUCCAGAGCUCUGCUGUGAUGGCUCUUCAGGAAGCCAGUGAAGCUUACUUGGUUGGGCUUUUCGAAGAUACCAACUUGUGCGCUAUUCACGCCAAGAGAGUGACCAGCAUGCCAAAAGACAUCCGGUUAGCUCGCCGUAUACGUGGAGAGCGUGCUUAA